Messenger RNA from Pipistrellus nathusii (Nathusius's pipistrelle), 309 nucleotides. Lineage: Eukaryota; Metazoa; Chordata; Mammalia; Chiroptera; Vespertilionidae. The record is from the annotation of a GenBank genome assembly.
AUGUGGUCUGGUAUGAAAACAUCUAGGAGAUGUGAUCUGGUCAUCAGAAUAUUACAAUUUUUUUUUGUAAUAUAUAAGAUUGAAGGGGGAAAAAAGGAAAUUGAGACCAAUUUGGCCCCAUCCUCACUGCCCUGCCUCUGCCUCUGCCUUUGCCCAGAGCGAGGCUGGAGCUACCGGAGCCUGGCCAUGAAGGCCUCUGUCUUCCUUCUGUUGAGCUUGGACACAGCUGCAGCCAGUGCCAUGCAAUCCUCAGCCACAAGCUCUCUGUCCAGACUCCCCGACAGCAGUUCUGGAUCAGCCAACCCAUAG